CUUUUACUUUACAGUGCAUCUGUACGCUACAACUUGGCUGCUGCUACGACCGUCCGGCAAAGACGUUUUUUUUCCUUUUGCUUUUCCUACAGGGCCACCCGCACCACCCGCCGAGGCGCCGCAAACACACACUGUCCUCGCCUGUUACUGUACUGUAGACACGCCCCCCUGUGGCUACUGUGCUCGCUCUUGGUUCCCCUGCGACUACUGGCCUGGCGCUAGCUACCGUGCCUUCUUCGGCUAUUGCUUUGCUCUUUUUUGUUACUAUUUGUUUCUUUUCCUAUUUUCUUUUUAUUUCUUUUGACAGCUCACCACCGCACUGGAACCCAAGCGUUUCUCACGGCCAAGGGAACGUAAUUAAACUCGCGCCCCGAGCAACAUCUCUCAAAAGUGCAAAGACGAAAUCCUUCCAACGCUCGGCUUCCACUUUUUUUUAGUACCCUCGCAUCCUUUCUCGUUUCCCUCUUCUACUUUAGACAUCCUUGCGCCGGCCUUCUUCUCCCCUUCCCCAUCAUACUACUUUCGUCUUUUAAUCUUUCUGUAACGGCCGACUUAUCUGCGUGCUUUUUUCUCUUCUUGCAUCGUUUUGCUCUCCCGCCUGCAUACACAUCUCUACUCUCACCAACACACACAAACACUACUCCAGUCGUUACUUCUUUCUUCAUACUUCACUCACCUGUCGUUCCCGGUGUCCUCUCGCAAAACCACAGCGCGCCGCCACCUCUUCACAGCUGUCUUUGCUCGCUCGCCACCACCUGCAAGCCAGCCUAGAAUCCGCCAACUAAACGAGACGCGAUUACUGAAGCACACAACGCCAUCUUCAGCAUCCUACGCCUGGAAAUACGCCGAGCUGCCUAGUCUCUGGUUUUUUUUAAUACGCCCUGCAAGCCAGUCGACGCCGCGAUACCUUCGAUUCGCUCAUCGCGCCAGUCAGCACUCAAGUUAGCGAAAGCUUGCAAGCUGCUGCACCACAUUCAUCACCACCACCCCUGUCUCACGUGCUGCCUAGUGUUGCGCCUCGUCCGUCCUCUAUUCACCGAGACGCCAGACGUUUAAGCCAAGCUCCGACUAAUCUAAUCUUUCUUUCCCUUCUUUUUCUCAACAUUUCCCAUCUAUGCCUUAAACAGGUGUCACAAUGAUGGACGUUAAUCCCCGCACAAGUUGGCGGCCUGUCAAUUCCCAGCUUCCGCCGCCGCAGCCAGCUCACUCAUACCCUUCGCCGCAGCCAGCCUACCACUCCUCUAAACCGCCACAACAACCAAACCUUCUUCGAUACCCAUCCCCAACACCAGAUGGCCGCCAAUUAAUGUCCGACCCUCACCUUCGCUCAGAGGCAGAGGACCUCUCUCACAGACUGACUUCGGCCCGUCCAGAAGUGGUCCGUCUUGUCCUCCGCAACUUAUUCGAGAUGUGCUUCAUAGGCUCCGAGUAUCACGCUUCUUUCCUUCUCAAUAUUGUUAUGCAUGAAUCUAGCCCAGAAGUCCUCCGCAGAAGUAUAGACCAAUUCGGCGGCCGUCUUGCCAAGGAUUGCGCGCGAGAGAUCUCUAGUCACUGGGGACCAACAGAGCUUGACCAGCUCGCCCCGACGCUCUUGGCUAGAUGCGGCAGCUCAUUUCUCGACAAGGCCAUUGAAAUGCGCCUCGAAACCAUCCCUGCCCAAAAUCUUGUUAAUGCUCUGGCAAAGGCCAACCGUCUUGGAUACAAUGCUGGUGACAUUGUCCAGACAUUCCCUGGUCCCGCUGGCCACCACCACUCGCCACAAAAUACCCUCCCGCCCAUGGCUUCACAACCCGUCAUGGCGCCACAGCCAGCUGCGCCAUUGGCUCCUCCUAACGCAGUAGCCUUGCCUGAUCCUACUGCUCUGAGCCUGGGCAUUGCGUACUGCAAUAGCUGUAAACGCCCCUGCAGCGGCAAGCUUGCCCUUAACCAUCAUCAAAAACGACUUCCCUGCUCCGGAUGGUCUCGUAGUGUCAUUGGUAAAGACGUCUGCCUGCACUGUGGACAGCGAUUUGACGGCAAUGGUGGUCUAGCCUAUCAUGCCAAACAUAGCGUUUGCGGCACCUAUUCCGAUCAGGUUAUUGAGAAGAUGGAACACCUCAUGGCGGCAGCUUACACCGUACCACCCGGCGCUGCACCCGGGCAUGCGCCGAUGCAGCCUGCACCCAUUAAUAACGGCCAUAGCGGUGUGCACUCCAACAACCACAGCCCAUCUCAUCACCCUCAUGGAGUUCACGGAGGACACGCUGGGCAUCCAGGACACACAGGACAUGGAGGGCCUCAUGGAACGCCGGUAUCUCAUGGAGGACAUGGACACCCACACGGUACACCUGGCAGCCAUGGGCCACACGGAUCCCACAUGAGCGCACCGGGGUCCCCCUCAAGCGAUCCAUACGCAUCAUUGACUUCCACCCAACGGCAGAUGCUUCAAAAGGAGAUUCAAGAUGCUGAGGAUAAGUUUGCUGAUCGAAUGAAGGAAGCUAUGAUGUUGCCAUCAUCUGAGCGAGACGUGAAACUGGCCAAUCUGAAGAAUGGGCUGAACAACAAACAGAGUAUGAUUCGAAAGAAGUACGGCAUCCGCCUCCGCGGCCGACGAACAAGAGCUGAUAUGCAAGCUGAACGUGAACGUAUGCUUGGCUCAAGUGCUCCCAUUCCCCGUCCUUUGGCCCCGUCGCACCAUUCUACAGCGCCGAUGCCGUCUCACGACCGACGAGGGAGCACUCCUGGGGAACAUCUAACAGCAUCAUCGUCAGGCUUUUCUCAGCGCAAUGAGCUGCCCCCGAUACGGGCCGAGGGCUUCCCCCCGCCUCACCAGUAUGCAGACUCUCAGGGAACCUUUUCGCAGAGCCCACAGCCUCAGGAUUCCCAACAGCAUACCCCACAGCACCGGAGCCCGCACCAAGACUCUGUGACACACUCCGUCUCUCGACCACAGAGUCCGCAUCCUCGAAGCCCACAUCACCAGAGCCCGCCUCAAGAGACAUCUCGGUUGGAUGACUCCCGAUUGGAGAGCCCCAGGCUUCACCAUCAGGCGGCCCCGCCAGCCCAGGCCACAGGAGACGAGUCUCAGCUCCAACAGCGCGGUGGCGCCAGCAGUCCUGAAACCGGUCCAGCGUCCACCAACCAAGGACAAGACGACAGGAUGGAGAUUGACAAUGAGAAGGAAGACACCGCUAUGGGACAUAGAGACGAGGGCUCAGGCCAGGCACAGGAGAUGAGCGCGUAAAUCACCCAAGGCACCGGUUGCAUGGGGAAGAACAGAACAGAGGCAUUAUCCUCUGAGGAGUUGGGACAUGAUUUUUUUUCUUUAAUAUUGAUUCUUUCAUUUAUUCUUUAGCCUAUAUGGGUAGCUGGCUAGCUGCCUGCAAUGGGUCAAGAAGGAACAUUGUAUCAUUUGGGGUGCGAGGUAUAUACCAUUACGGAAUGCAAUGGAGUUUGGUUUUAGCCACGAGGAGACAUUAGAAUAGCGAGAAGCACAUACGUCGGCGGGAGAUAAAUAUUUUUGACUGGCCUGUGGCCAAGAGGAUUGAUUUUUAAGGGGUUUUACAAGAUGAUUUAGCUGUUUUUGUUUUGUUACCUGUCUUAGGGAUACCACUAUGAGCGACUAGGCUCCUCACAAAUACAUAUAUGCCCAUG
Messenger RNA from [Torrubiella] hemipterigena, 3633 nucleotides. NCBI's taxonomy places the organism in Eukaryota, Fungi, Ascomycota, Sordariomycetes, Hypocreales, Clavicipitaceae. The record is from the annotation of a GenBank genome assembly.